Molecule: messenger RNA, 1447 nt
Organism: Diceros bicornis minor
Lineage: Eukaryota; Metazoa; Chordata; Mammalia; Perissodactyla; Rhinocerotidae
Gene: TRA2B
Product: transformer 2 beta homolog
Exons: 9
Coding region: 173-1039 (288 amino acids)
Biological process (GO): positive regulation of mRNA splicing, via spliceosome
Cellular component (GO): spliceosomal complex
Molecular function (GO): RNA binding
Source: RefSeq, a predicted model, not a curated record
GUCACGUCCGGGAGACUUAGAGCCUGUGCGGAGGCGGUGCGGAGCGCUUCGGCUCUCAGCGGCUCGGAAGUCAGUUCUUUCUGCGAGCCUGCGGCGGAGCCUUUAUAUAGAAGGCGCGAGAGGUUGGAAGCUUCGAUUGAAGCACGUCGAGCGGCGACAGCAGCUAGGAGUCAUGAGCGACAGCGGCGAGCAGAACUACGGCGAGCGGGAAUCCCGUUCUGCUUCCAGAAGUGGAAGUGCUCAUGGAUCUGGGAAAUCUGCAAGGCAUACCCCUGCAAGGUCUCGCUCCAAGGAAGAUUCCAGGCGUUCCAGAUCAAAGUCCAGGUCCAGAUCUGAAUCUAGGUCUAGAUCCAGAAGAAGUUCUCGAAGGCAUUACACAAGGUCAAGAUCUCGAUCCCGCUCUCAUAGACGAUCCCGUAGCAGGUCUUACAGUCGAGAUUAUCGAAGACGGCAUAGCCACAGUCAUUCUCCCAUGUCUACUCGAAGGCGCCAUGUCGGGAAUCGGGCAAAUCCUGAUCCCAACUGUUGUCUUGGUGUAUUUGGAUUGAGCUUGUACACUACAGAAAGAGAUCUAAGAGAAGUGUUCUCUAAAUAUGGCCCCAUUGCUGAUGUGUCUAUUGUAUAUGACCAGCAGUCUAGACGUUCCAGAGGAUUUGCCUUUGUAUAUUUUGAAAAUGUAGAUGAUGCCAAGGAAGCAAAAGAGCGUGCCAAUGGAAUGGAGCUUGAUGGACGUAGAAUCAGAGUUGAUUUCUCUAUAACAAAAAGACCACAUACCCCUACACCAGGAAUUUACAUGGGGAGACCUACCUAUGGCAGCUCACGCCGUCGGGAUUACUAUGACAGAGGAUAUGACCGAGGCUAUGAUGAUCGGGACUACUAUAGCAGAUCAUACAGAGGAGGAGGUGGAGGAGGAGGAGGAUGGAGAGCUGCUCAAGACAGGGAUCAGAUUUACAGAAGGCGGUCACCUUCUCCUUACUAUAGUCGUGGAGGAUACAGAUCACGUUCCAGAUCUCGAUCAUACUCACCUCGUCGCUAUUAAAGCAUGAAGUUGAAGACUUUCUGAAACUUGCCCUAGAGUUGGGAUAUUGUUUGUGGACAAUAUUUUUUAUUGUCUCCUGUUUAAAAAGUGAACAGUGCCUAGUGAAGUUAGGUGACUUUUACACCUUUUAUGAUGACUACUUUUGGUGGAGUUGAAAUGCUGUUUUCAUUCUGCAUUUGUGUAGUUCGGUGCUUUGUUCAAAGUUAAGUGUUUUCAGAAAAGUAUGUUUUGCAUGUAUUUUUUUACAGUCUAAAUUUUGACUGCUGAGAAGUUUCUAUUGUACAAAACUUCAUUUAAAAGGUUUUUCUACUGAAUCCAGGGUAUUCUGAAGAUCGAAGCCUGUGUGUAAAAUGCUACCAAAUGGCAAAAAGCAACAAUAAAGUUUGAUUUUUACUUUUCUUUCUAACA